GUAGUAUUAUGGUGAAUGCAUGUGAGAGGUGUCUUUGAGAAGGGAUGUGGGGCUGCGCUGAUGAUUCUGCGUAUCAUUCAGACACUAGACGUCCCGCGAACGAGAUCUUACUCGUCGUCGUCAUCAAGAUCAAAUAACAAUCCGUCGUAUUAUUCUAAACAGAAACAAGCAUCGUCUGCAAUGGAUACUUGGGACGAAAGAACUCCCCACAGCGAACUUUCCGAUUUGGCCUUCAUUGAAGUCAAGUCUGAUGACCCUCUGGUUCUUUUCAGAGAAUGGUACGAAGAGGCAAGACAAUUUUCAACAGGAUUACCAAAUGCAUUAUGUUUGGCGACUGUCUCGAGAGACCAGAAGGUUUCUGCGCGCCAUGUUAUUCUUCGACAACUCGACGAAGAUGGCUUUGAUAUCGUCACGGAUAAACGCAGUCGCAAGGCUCAGGAUCUGGACGAAGUGCCGUCGGCAGCCAUGUGCUUCCUCUGGUCUUACCUGAACGACCGAAACGAACACAUAGCCAGGCAGGUAAGAUUAGAAGGAACCAUUAAAAAACUUUCGAAGGAAGAAAGCCAGAAAUUCUACGACAGAGAACCACUGUUUUGCAAGAUUCGCUCUCACCUUUGCCAACAAGGACAUGAAGUCGACUGGAAGAAGCUGAAGGAACGUCAUGAUCAAAUUGUCAAAGAAGUCAUGAGUGGAGAGAAUUCAUUACCCAUGCCAGAACACUUCACUGCUUAUAAACUGAAGCCGGUGAUGAUAGAAUUUUAUUUUGCCAAAGAUCAUUUGAUAGGUGAUCGUGUGCUCUUCACCAGAGAUACGUCAGCUGAUCCUUGGAAACAUUGUAAAAUUGCAGCAUGAAAUGUUUGACAGUUUUUUUUAAAACUUUGUAAUACUCCGAAACAAAUUUCCCAGCAAACCCAUAAAAACAGGCCAGUACUCAAUCUUUACUUGCCCAUUGAAAAGUGCAGUGGGCUAGUAAAGUCCCAUUACUGACCAGAAUUUGUGUAUUUGUUGGGUUUACGCAAGGAUACGAAUACGGAAACGAAAAUGUAAAUGGACUUAUAAUUGUGUAUUAAACGUUAUAUUAAAUAAAAUAUCUAUUUUACCAUGA
Cephus cinctus (wheat stem sawfly) is the source of this 1105-nucleotide messenger RNA. RefSeq names its product pyridoxine/pyridoxamine 5'-phosphate oxidase. Gene Ontology annotation, biological process: pyridoxal 5'-phosphate biosynthetic process; pyridoxine biosynthetic process. The transcript has 6 exons. NCBI's taxonomy places the organism in Eukaryota, Metazoa, Arthropoda, Insecta, Hymenoptera, Cephidae. Gene Ontology annotation, molecular function: pyridoxamine phosphate oxidase activity; FMN binding. The record is from RefSeq and is a predicted model, not a curated record. Bases 16 to 852 code for a protein of 278 amino acids.